GGUUGCCCUGGCACCGCGCCUGCAGCGCUGACGCCACGGGGAGGGGACAGGAGAGGGUCCUGCCCCGGUCCUGCCUUGGUCCGCUGCAGUCCUCGUUCUGACAGAGCCUCGGGCGGGUGUCACCAUGGUGGUCACACUGGGCUACUGGGACAUCCGUGGGCUGGCCCACGCCAUCCGCCUGCUGCUGGAGUACACGGAGACCCCCUACCAGGAGCGCCAGUACCGCCCUGGCCCAGCCCCUGACUAUGACCCGAGCGAAUGGACCAACGAGAAGGAGAAACUGGGGCUCGACUUCCCCAACCUCCCAUACCUCAUCGACGGCACCACCAAGCUGACCCAGAGCAACGCCAUCCUGCGCUACAUCGCCCGCAAGCACAACAUGUGUGGUGAGACAGAGGAGGAGAAGCAGCGUGUGGAUGUCCUGGAAAACCAUCUCAUGGAUUUGAGAAUGAAUUUUGUCCGGCUCUGCUUUAGCCCUGACUUUGAGAAGCUGAAGCCGGCAUUCCUGGAGCAGCUGCCCAAGAAGCUGCAGGAGCUGUCGCGGUUCCUGGGCUCCCGGCCCUGGUUUGCAGGGCAGAAGCUCACCUUCGUGGACUUCCUGGCCUACGACGUGUUGGACCACCAGCGCAUGUUUGCGCCUGAGUGUCUCGAGCAGCAGGGAAACCUGGCCCAGUUCCUGCAGCGCUUCGAGGCUCUGGACAAGGUCUCUGCCUACAUGCGCUCGGGGCGCUUCAUGAGAACCCCAAUUUUCUUGCGCACGGCCAAGUGGUGCAACACCAAGGAGUGAGGGGCUGAACCCCCCUGUGCUCCCCAGACUCCCCAAUAAACCUCGGGGGCUCCCCGUUGUCUGUGC
Messenger RNA from Haemorhous mexicanus (house finch), 853 nucleotides. RefSeq names its product glutathione S-transferase 2-like. The coding region runs from base 125 to 787 and encodes 220 amino acids. NCBI's taxonomy places the organism in Eukaryota, Metazoa, Chordata, Aves, Passeriformes, Fringillidae. Gene Ontology annotation, biological process: glutathione metabolic process. Gene Ontology annotation, molecular function: glutathione transferase activity. The record is from RefSeq and is a predicted model, not a curated record. The transcript has 8 exons.